CGGCGCAAGAGAGGCAGAUGCCCUGAGGCGUGCGGGGCCGUCCGCCGCCAUGCUGUUCCGCUUCGGCGUGGUGCUGCCGGCCCGCAUGACGGAGGGCGGCGGCGCGCUCCUGGUGGCCGGCUCGCGGCCGGAGAUGGGUCACUGGGACCCGCAGCGCGCCGUGCCCAUGAAGCCGGCGCGGCCGACCGCCCCGCUCUCGGCCCAGGAGCCCGCGCUGUGGCUGGCGGAGGUGGAGCUGCCGGGAGCCGACGUCUCCGGCCCCUUUUGGUACAAGUUCCUACGGUGGCAGGGCGGCGACCUCCUCUGGGAAGGUAAUGGGCCCUGUCAUGAUCGAAGUUGUGUUUACGACCAGAGCAACAUAGUAGAUGGAGUUUACUGUGUACCGAUAGCACAUUGGAUUGAAGUCUCUGGACAUACUGAUGAGAUGAAACAUACAACUGACUUCUAUUUUAAUAUUGCAGGACACCAAGCUAUCCAUUACUCCAGAAUUUUGCCAAACAUCUGGCUGGGAAGUUGCCCUCGACAGCUGGAGCAUGUGACCGUCAAGCUGAAGCACGAGCUGGGUGUUACGGCUGUGAUGAACUUCCAGACCGAAUGGGACAUUGUUCAGAAUUCCUGGGGCUGCAACCGCUACCCGGAACCCAUGAGCCCUGAGAUCCUCAUGAAACUGUAUAAAGAGGAGGGUCUGGCCUAUGUCUGGAUGCCAACCCCAGACAUGAGCACCGAAGGAAGAAUACAGAUGUUGCCACAAGCUGUCUGCCUCUUGCAUGGGCUAUUGGAGAACGGACACACUGUCUAUGUUCAUUGCAAUGCUGGCGUUGGCAGGUCUACAGCUGCUGUCAGUGGCUGGCUAAAGUAUGUGAUGGGAUGGAGCCUAAGGAAAGUGCAGUACUUUUUGGCUUCCCGAAGACCAGCUGUCUACAUAGAUGAGGAAGCUCUGAAUCGUGCUGAAGAUGAUUUCUACCAAAAAUUUGGACGUCUUCAUUCCUCAUGCAAAAUACAAGAGUAGAAAAGCAGAAGAGGAAAGGAAGAUGAAGAGGAACCCCUAGAUUUGAACCCCAAGGACAUCAUUCCUUCCCAAGGAAAUCAUGAGUCAGACUGUCCUCUUCAGGUUAUAAACUUGUCAAAAGAGUCAUGAGAAUUUUGUUUAAAAAGUGCCUUUGAGGGGUUUUUAUUUGCUUUCUUUAAGGUGACAUGCUUCAUGUUUUCAAGCCUUUUUCUGCAAGUAUAAGGCCUAGACACUCUACAAAGGGAAAUGAAGAUUUUUCUUUUAACUGCUUGCCUACAGGAACUAAAGUUUUAAGGUAGUAAGAUGUGAGGUGAAAUAAAGUUGGAAAUAUUUUAGUGACAAGAAAGAGAAGGCAUUCUCAGAAAAACAUACAAAGAUUGACUGAAUUAAGGUUCAGGUUAGGAUGAAGUUGAUCAUCAUCAAAGCUGCUCAGUUAUUUUAGGUGCAGGGUAUAUUAUUGAGGUGUUUUCUAGUGAUUUUGUAGACAAGUGGUUUUAAUGAGAAAUGAAACUGAUUUUUUAACUCGAUUUCUUAAACAAAAAUCUGAUGUCUAAUGCAGCAAACUAGAAUCUGCUCUCCUGGACUAUCUAGUUAAUGUUAAAAAUUUUAAAUUACAGCUGUAUUCUUUUAGGGCAGUCAGGUUAUGCUGAGAUGUGGCAUGAAAAGAGGAAACAGCUCCAGUUGCUGCAGUCUUACUCUGUUACAGCGAACAACUAGAAUUCAUUACAUUAUCCUAGGCUGUGUUUUGCUCUUCUGGUCCAUGCAGUGCUGUGCAUUGGCCUCCUUAGUUGACAAGUCAAUCUAAUCCACAAUGGCUGGACUAAAAUUGGACCUACAGGAGGAACUGCAUGAUAAGCCUCAGCACAUAAUUGACACCAGAGCUUCUGUGUUGUUGACAUAAAUUAAUUCCUUCACUACAUCAAAAGUCUCUUCUCACACAAGCAAUAUGUGUGUGUUCACAGAUCCUAGAUUUAGCUGAUUGAAGCUAGUGCUGGGCUAGGUCAAGAGUGAAUGAAAUGAAUGCAUUCCUCUAUAGGAGCAAAGAGCAGCCCUGAGGAAGGUUUCUCAGGAGCUUAGCCUCAGGAGGCUAAUGUUGACUGUACGGAUGAUGCCCAAGGCUUCCCAGUGCUGCUUAGUCCCUUAGCUAAACCAAGCAGUGGCACCAACAGUUUUCAGCCCUGCUCAAGUAAAAUCAAUUUUCUCUAGGUUAAAUCCAAGAGAGAAUGGAGAGGAGAGAGGAGGGAAGAAUCCUAACAGUCCCAAGAAGUAAAAUAUUAAGGGUGCAUAGACAUAAAGAAACCUAAUAACUCUAGGUUUAUUCUUCAAUGAAGUCUCAUUUUUCCAGGCAACUUGUUCCUCUAAAGAUCCAGUUGAUGCCAGAGUAAUUUAGCUGAUAUAUAUUGAUUUUCAGAAUACUUAAUAGAGAAACUAUUAGAUAUUAACUGUUUAUAGAGAAUGUCUAAAAUAAUAUGUUUUCU
Messenger RNA from Colius striatus (speckled mousebird), 2487 nucleotides. RefSeq names its product EPM2A glucan phosphatase, laforin (gene EPM2A). The coding region runs from base 50 to 1009 and encodes 319 amino acids. The record is from RefSeq and is a predicted model, not a curated record. Gene Ontology annotation, biological process: protein dephosphorylation. The transcript is spliced from 4 exons. Gene Ontology annotation, cellular component: cytoplasm; nucleus. Lineage: Eukaryota; Metazoa; Chordata; Aves; Coliiformes; Coliidae. Gene Ontology annotation, molecular function: protein tyrosine phosphatase activity; carbohydrate phosphatase activity; starch binding.